UCACAUGAUACAGGAAACGAGCGUUACGGUCCAGCUGUUGAAAAACUCUGCUAAUCGACCUAUUGUUCCCGUCAGCAUCAGGCCACCAUGUCUCGCGCCCGUCAGCCCCCGCUGGUCACAGGCAUCUCGCCCAAGGAGGGUGCGGCAUGGACCAAAGUUACCAUCCGUGGAGAAAACCUGGGCACCGGCUCAACCGACCUCAUCGGUCUGUCAAUAUGCGGCCACAACUGCCUGCUGACGGCCGAGUGGAUGUCGGCUAGUAAGAUAGUCUGCCGAGUAGGUCCCGCUAAAGACGACAAGGGAGAAAUCAUCGUCACAACCAAAUCCGGAGGUCUCGGUACCUCCACAGUUUCCUUUAAGCUGCUCAGGCCGGAGCGGAUCGGUAUCCUGGACCAGUCUGCCGUGUGGGUGGAUGAGAUGAACUACUAUGACAUGAGGACCGACCGCAACAAAGGCAUAUCCCCCCUCUCCCUGCGACCCAGCAAUCCACUGGGCAUCGAAAUAGACAAAGGCAAAAUCCCACAGAAAGACAUGGAGUUGACGUUUCCAGGAAUGAGUGGAGACUUCACCAGUGAGAACUUUUCUGCAACCUGGUACCUCAUAGAAAACCAUUCAGGCACCAGUUUUGAGCAAUUGAAGAUUGCAGCCAGUAAUCUGAAGAAACAGGCUACUAAGAAGAAUGAGGGGAGUCUGGCCUAUGUGAAAGGAGGCCUCAGUACGUUCUUUGAGGCCCAGGACGCUCUGGCAGCGAUCCAUCAGAGGCUGGAGUCUGAUGGCACAGAGAGAGUGGAGGGAUCAAUGACCCAACGACUAGAAAACAUCCUCAACAGAGCAAGUGAUACUGCAGAUACUCUUUUCCAGGAGGUUUUGGGGAGGAAAGACAAAGCUGACUCCACACGCAGUGCUCUUAACGUCCUGCAACGUUUCAAGUUUCUUUUCAACCUGCCACUCAAUAUUGAGCGUAAUAUCCAGAAGGGUGAUUAUGAUGUGGUGAUAAAUGACUAUGAGAAAGCCAAAUCUCUGUUUGGCAACACGGAGGUCCCUGUUUUCAAAAAAGUUUAUGCUGAGGUUGAGACAAGGAUUGGGGCUCUGAGAAGUCUCUUGUUGGAGAAACUACUGCAAACUCCAUCGACACUGCACGACCAGAAAAGAUACAUCAGAUACUUGUCAGACCUACACGCUCCAGGUGACCCAGCGUGGCAGUGCAUCUACGCUCAGCACAAGUGGAUCCUGCAGUUGAUGCAGAACUGCCGAGAUGAGUUCAUCAGCGGCCAGAGAGUUGGUGUCGGAGCUCUGGACCUGGAGGGGGAUACCCGUUCAUCGGCCCUCGGCAGACUAGGCCACACCGCGUCUCUGAAGAGAGGGGGCAGUCUGCGAACGCCUCGACCCAGCACCUGGCGCUUUGAAACACCUCAGCAGGUGCAGUUUGUGGAGAAGUUGUCAGACGUUGUGAUUGGUCAGCUGCCGAACUUCUGGAAACUUUGGAUCUCUUACGUUAAUGGAAGUCUGUUUAGUGAGACUGGAGAGAAGUCUGGGCAGGUGGAAAAAUCCAAGAAGAAUGCCAGACAGAGACAGAAUGACUUUAAGAAAAUGAUUGAGGAAUUGACCAGUCGGCUGGUGAAGCUCAUCCGCGGCGCGCUCCUGUCUGCUACCCUGCCGCAAAAUGAGCUGAGUCUUUACGGAGGCUGGGAGAACAAGACGGAACUCACUGGGCCCUGGUUGACACAGAUCAUACAUACUGUCAGGGGUUGUCAUGAUGCUCUGUCUGCACUCGAGAUACCAAAUGAUUUGCUGCAAGUGAUCCAGGAUCUGUUGCUGGAUUUGAGAGUCCAUUGCCUCAUGGUGACUCUGCUGCACACUACAGAAGAUGUCAAGAGGCUUGCAGAGAAGGAAGACUGGAUAGUAGAUAAUGAAGGAAUCACCAGCCUGCCCUCGCAGUUUGAACAGUGCAUGGUCCAGAUGUUGCAGUCACUCAAGGAGCCUCUGGAAAUCAAACCCGGAGAGAUGAAUGUGUUGCUGCUGGACCAGGUACAGGACCAGGCUGCAGAGCUCAGUGUCAGCAUCAUGAAGGUUUUCAUCAACUGUUUGGAGCAGCUGAGCACUAAGACAGAUGGAGACAUUAAUACAUCUCACAGUAUUGCAGUGGAUCUGUCGUCUCCAGAUCGGUUCACCAGGGUUCAAGAGGACUUCAGUCCAACAUCAGAGCAGCGGUUGUUGAUCAUCCUCAGUAACUGUCAGUACUUGGAGAGACACACCUUCCUGAACUUGGCCAAUCACUUUGAGAAGCACGGCUUCACAGGGACAGAGAAGAUCACUCGAGUCAGUGUCGAUGCCGUUCGUGGGCUGGAUAGAAAACUGUUUGAUGCCUACAUUGAGAGACGGGCUGACCCAAUCGCAGGGUCCCUGGAGCCGGGUAUCUACGCCGGAUAUUUUGACUGGAGAGACUGUCAAACACCUACAGGUGUAAGGAACUACUUAAAAGAAGCUCUGGUGAACAUCAUCGCCGUUCACGCUGAGGUCUUCACCGUCUCUAAGGAUCUGGUACCGCGGGUUUUAUCUAAAAUUGUUGAGUCGGUCGCGGACGAGAUGUGCCGCCUUAUGCAGUGUGUGUCCUCCUUCAGCAAAAAUGGAGCUCUGCAGGCUCGUCUUGAACUCUGUGCUCUGAGAGACGCCAUCGCCGCGUACCUAAACACGAAAAGCAAUUCCAGCUUCAAACAUGCUUUGGACACACUCCCUCAGCUGCACAGUGGAACUGACAAGAAGUUACUGGAGGAGCUGUUAAACAAAUUCAAGAGCAGCAUGCAGCUUCAGCUCACCUGCUUCCAGCCUUCAUCCAUCCAACCUGUGAAGAGAUAAACUAUUUUCUGCAUUUGUUAUCGAUGUGCAAUCAACUCAGGAGCCUGAGCCUUAUCUUUUCCGUUAUUAGUUCAGUGUUUACUCAUCACUUUUUCCAAUGUCACUUUCAAUUUCUGCUUUACUGGAUUGGACACAAAGGAAAUAUCUGGCAUCAAAUCUUGUAGACACUAAAUGAGUUGAUUUCAUUGUUACUGUGUAGGACAGUCCCAGUGGUGGUGGUUAUGCUAAUCACAUCAGGCCACUCACUCAGCUAGCAGAUAGGCAGGGAGGGAUGUUUUUUCUAUGUUUUGGGUCAGUCAUGGAUUAUUAAUGUGACUGCAAUUAAUGUGACUUAAAAACCUGUCUGUACUGUGCUACUAAAAAUGUCAAAUAAUAAACUUACUCUUAAAAGUGA
Sphaeramia orbicularis (orbiculate cardinalfish) is the source of this 3250-nucleotide messenger RNA. It is a transcript of the gene exoc2, whose product is annotated as exocyst complex component 2. Gene Ontology annotation, cellular component: exocyst. The record is from RefSeq and is a predicted model, not a curated record. The coding region runs from base 88 to 2856 and encodes 922 amino acids. Gene Ontology annotation, biological process: Golgi to plasma membrane transport; exocytosis. Lineage: Eukaryota; Metazoa; Chordata; Actinopteri; Kurtiformes; Apogonidae. The transcript is spliced from 28 exons.